Saprolegnia parasitica CBS 223.65 is the source of this 8592-nucleotide messenger RNA. RefSeq lists its product as hypothetical. The transcript is spliced from 11 exons. NCBI's taxonomy places the organism in Eukaryota, Oomycota, Saprolegniomycetes, Saprolegniales, Saprolegniaceae. The record is from RefSeq and is a predicted model, not a curated record. Bases 1 to 8073 code for a protein of 2690 amino acids. Gene Ontology annotation, molecular function: protein binding. Gene Ontology annotation, cellular component: nucleus.
AUGAGCAGCAGCAGUAGCAGAAGUCGGGACGAGCACCAUGGAGCGAGCGCCGACGAGAUGGACGACAGCCACGAGGAGAGCCUCGACGAAGGUGCAUCGGACGAGGACUUCGCCCCAAGCAGUGACGACGAGGCCGGCAACACGUCGGACGCGGAGAUGGACGACGUCGAUCGCCAUGCGACGACCCACGCCACGAGCACGUCAACGACGUCGAGUCCAUCCUGCAGCAGCGACGAACGCAACGAAAUCAAGGAGCUGCAUGCGACCGCCACGCUGCGUCGACAACUCUUUGAGCGCUCGGGCGAGCUCGUCGACGGCCCGAUCUCGGUGCAAGCACUCGGCGAACUCAAGCUCGAGACGACGGGGUCCUGGACGACGUCCGAGUUGUUUCCGAUCGGGUUCGAGACGCGGGCGCUCGUGGAUGGCAUCGCGUGGCGCUGCAGCAUUCAACUUGCAAAGGACGACGCGCAGAAAGGGCCUGUCUUCCAGGUGCAGCUCGCGAAGGCGCCCGCCAUUGCGUUUCGAUCGUAUACGACCACCAAGGCGUGGGCAAAGGCAAUGGCGUUCCUCGACGAUGCAUCCGAAGACGAGAAGGACCAUUGGCGAGAGGCGACGGGUGCGACGUCCGAGAAGGUCCACGACGGGUUUGGUCUGCAUCGAGAAUGCAUUGCGCGCACGCUAGAAGGUCUUCCGCAUGUGCUCGAGUGCGAUGGGUACCUCUUUUGGGACAUGCGGGACGGCCGCACGUUGAGCGCGACAGAUCUCGCGACGCAGAAGGCGACGUUGACCAAGCAGCUCGAAGUGCAGGACGAAGCUCGGCAGCGGGAGAAGCGCGCGAUCCGCGCCAAGGCGCGACAGAUGUACGAAGAAGAGAAAGCGCUCCAAGCACAGCACGAGCAAGCGUCCGCAACCAAGAAGCGGCAGCAGCAGGUGCUCAAGACGCAGCAGAAGCAGCAAGCCUCGACGCAAAAGAAGAUCGACGCGCUCCGACAACGGCGUCAGCUGCUCAAAGAGCAAGAAGUGCUGCGAACGACCGGCAUCGACUGGCGGGCGCCCAUGGACGCGAGCAAGACCAACGUCCUUUUGCAGUUUGUCGACGACGAGAUCGCGAAGCGCAAGGAGCUCGCCGCGGCGCACACGCGGCAUCUUGCGAUCGUCGCGGCGUACGAUCUGGCCAAAGCGCACACUGAAGCGACUCGGAUCGAGCCGCCUGCGCCGAUGCCAUUGGCGGACCCCGUGUCGCCGUCGAGUGCGACGACGCCUCUGGACUUUUUGACGCCGUUCACACCCGAGGUACAGCGCCAAUUGUUGUGGCUGUGGGACUUUUUAUACCAGUACGCUGACGUCCUCCGGCUCCGGGCGGUGCCCCCUCUGGCCUACUUGUGCCACGUGCCACGGGAGGUGCCUCGCGACUCUGCACGCCUUUUGCUCGACGUGCUGCUCCAAGAGUACACGCCGUACUUGCAGCUCUCGGUCACCGACUACAAGAAGACGCGGCCUCUGAACGUCAUGACGUGGGUCGAGGUCGCGCGCCACGUGUGUAUGGUAGCGUUUGACGUGGACCGCGGCGACGUCGACGGCAACUUUAUCAAAAUGCUCAAGGGCAGCAAAUCGUCCAAUGAGAGCAGCGUCCUGCCCAUGCGCGAGACGCUCGUGAGCCGUGGCCGAGAGCUACUCACCGCCAACCCGGCCGCUUUACCGGGACUGCUACCCACGAUGACCGAGGCCGUGCCGCCGCCGCCUUUGGUUGAGCCCUGCUAUGGCCUUGUCGUUCCUGCGCCGUGGGAUGCGUGGGGCCUCGUGUGGACACAAGUGGAUGGUACCAUACGCGUCGAGCUCGUGCCCGAGACGGCCGACGCUGCACUACGAGACAAAGUCGGUGUCAACGAUCAGCUCCUCUGUAUCAACGGCAUCGAGAUCCCACUAAUGACGAGCUUGCAAGAACUGGACGAGAUGAUCGAAGACAUGGCAGCGCCGUUUGGGUGCAUUUUUGCAAAGGCCGAACUCGUGGCGUCGGUGCCAGCCAAGCCGAAAGCGUCCAGCACGUCGAGCAAACUCAAACGACUCGGAACCGUGCUCAAGAUCCUGCAAGCCAAGGACGCUGCGCAGCCGUUUAGCCACCCAGUCGACGCAGAUUUGUAUCCCGACUAUUACACAAUCAUCGCCGAGCCCAUGGACCUCGGAACGAUCGAAGACAAGAUCCGCGACAACGAGUACGACGGCGACGACGACGUCGAUGGUGUCGUCGAUGACGUGCAGCUCAUUUGGAAAAACUGCUACGAGUACAACGGCGAGCAGGCCGACAUCUCGAAGCUCGCGCGGAAGCUCUCAGCGGCCUUUGACCGGCUGUGCCGCGACUUCGUGCACACGGAGGCGCCCAACUUUUCUGCCAAGGUGGAAGACACGUGUCGCCAGUGCCACGGCGUCUUUUUAAAAGCACAGCUCCUCCUCUGCGACCGGUGCGAUGCGCCGUAUCAUACCGUGUGCACGUCGCCGCCGCUCGCGUCGAUCCCGAAGGGCGAGUGGUACUGCCCCGACUGUGCGCCGCUGCAACCUCCGCCGCCUGAAAAGUCGGAGGACGACGUGAGCGAAAGCGACUUGGCGCAGUUCGAGUCGGGCCUCGCGCACGUCGUGCGACUCUUGUCCAAGGACUCGUACGCGGAGCUGACGCUUGAAGACCGUCUCCUUGUGCUCACGACACUCUGCGAGCUCGUGCAAUCGACGUCGGCCGUGCAGAGCAUCAUGCAUAUCGUCGAAGACCACGCCGAGGACCAGCGCCGGGCGCUCGCGGCGUCGUAUGCCGACUGUGUUCGCGACUGGUAUCGAUUCGGCCACGUUCGUCUCCCCACUGUCCGGGCCACCGAGACACUCACCAUCAACGGCGAGUCACGCGAACUCUCGGAUGACCUCCUCGCGUAUCUCAAAGCGAGGUGCCACGCGCAGCUCGAGCACACUACGCUGCCCGCGCCGUUCAACUUUGACGAAACGUCGGUGAAAACCGAGCCUGAGAGCGACGACUCGGACAGCGAGGAUGAAGAAGACGAAGACGAAGAGUGGGCCGUGGCCAUUCUGGAAGCGCAUGGUGACGCCAAGCUCGCCGCGCAUGGUUUGCCAGCGGAGUCGAUCGAUGACAUUGACACACGGGUGUGUGUCGCUUGCCAACAGCCCGCUGGGAGUGUCCUCGGAUCGCUCGAGACGGCGUGGCAGGCGCCCGAGACCCUCCGCGUCUCGAAGACUCUCGCGACGUUUUCACCGCCGACGCUGGACGUUGAGUGGAACAUUUGCAUUUGGGCCGAUGACGCGCUACCGUUUGAAGGCGUUGUGCUUGACAGCGACGGGCAGCUCGUUGUGUCGAGUGCUAAUGACGCGUCUGGCCUCACGGACGGCGACGUGCUCCUCGGUUUUGACGCCAUUCAAGUGCCGCUAAACGCCGACGCCCCGCGCAUUCUCGAGCAGCUUCGCGCAACGUCACGUCCGCUUGUCGUCUACUCGUGUGCCAAGACCGCCGUCGUCCCUCGGUCCGAGUACGCGCUCGUGCAACUGCCAAGUGUCUCGUUGGAUGCGCCGUCGCUUGUCGAGACGAGUGAUAGCGUGCAUCUUCCGGGGACGCUAACGGGGUUCUGUGCUCUCAGCGGCGUCUUCUUCCCGUGGGAUGUCGUGUACGCGAUCAACGGGUCGCGCGUAACGUCGGCGGCGACGGCCAGUGAGCUCUGGCGACCACAGAGCACGGUGCUUCUUCUACGCAACGCGUUUCCGCGCCGCCAUGGGCCGGUGCUUCCGACAUUGCCGUCCAAGGUGUCACCGGACGCGGUUGCGUCACAGAUCCUACAGUGCCAUGCAUAUGAGGUUCAGUUUGCACCCGGGCCGCUCGGUCUCGCACUCGAACUUGAGCACCACAAGGUGUACGUGCGGUCGCUCACGGCCAUGAGCCAAGCGACGGCGAGCAAGUGCAUCGAGCCAGGCGACCUCAUCGUAUCGCUCCAAGGCAAGUCGCUCGGGCAACUCAAAGAGCUCACGGACUUUACGGAUCUAAUUCGACGCCUUCCGCGCCCGAUUACGCUCGGUUUCGUGCGCCAGGCGCUGCACCGGCACCGUCGUCGUCCGAGGGCCGCCCACCCCACACGACAUAUUUGCUGGCGGCCCACCUCGUCCGGUGUGAGAUCAUCGACUUUGACAACCGGCUCAUUGUGCGCUCCACGGGCGGCGUGGCACUGCACGGCGUCGCACCCGGCGACACGCUCGUGCAGCUCAAUCGCGUCGACAUCCGUGUCGCUGCUUCAGCAACUGCCACUCGAGAAGGAAAUGGAAGUGACCGUGCUGCCUCGGAUCCCUGCGGACGUUGACGUUCAGAUUCACGCGUCGUGUGUCGAUGUCCUCAACGACGCUCUCGAGGCCGCCGAAGACGUGCACGCCAAGCUGCUCGCGACCAAGUCGCUCGAGUCUUUUCUGCGGCACGUCGGGCCGCGCACGAUGACGGUCGGGAACGAGUACUUUCAUUUUGGUGGCGACCCCCGAGUGUUGUAUCGGUUCCAAAACGGCGUUUGGUCCAAGAUUCCGCAGGUGGCGGCGUACACGGCGGCCUUGGAUGACAAGGCGCUUGCGGCACGACUGGACGCGCUCUGUGCACCGAUUGCGUUGCCCAAGACAGGCCCGUUCUCGAUGCGUCCGCUCAUUUCGUCGGUCGGGGACCCGGUGCUGCAGCACGAAGCGUACGUGAUGUUUUGCGGCCGGCAGUACUACCUCGGCACGUUUGGGUCGCUCGCGGAUGCAGAAAAGGCGUACAGCGUCUGCUGUCUGCGCUACGAGUCACACCAGCAAUUUCUCGCACCGUUCACCAACUCGACGUUUCCGCGAUUGCAGCUGCCGACGCUCAAGGCCGAAGAAAUGCUCCGGCGCCUCGCGGGCACGCGGCGCCACGAGUCGCUCUUGACGCUCGAGCUGCAAAAUCUGCUGCGGUACAGCAUUCGUGCACGGGCGCCGCCGGUCAAGCCGCCGCAGAUCUCGGUACCGCGUCCGAGGCCGUCGCCCAUGCACAUACAGCAACAGCAACAGCAGCAGCAGCACCGCAUGCAACAGCAGCACUACCAGCAAAUGCUCCAGCAGCAGCAACAACAGCAGCAGCAGACGCAGCAGCAGCAACACGUGCACCAGCCGCAACUGCAGCAUCAGAUGCAAAUGCAGCAACUCCAUCUGCAGCAGCAGCAGCAACAACAGCUUCAGCAGCAGCAGCAACAGUACCAGCAGCAACAGUACCAGCUGCACCAACAACAGCAGCUGCAACAACAGCAGGUCCAGCAACACCAGCACACCAAGAAGCGCCCAACGCCGUCGUCGUCCCCGCCGUCGUCGACCCACGCGUCGCCGUCGCAGAAGAAGCAAAAGACGAAAGAGUCGCGUCUCCUGCAGCAAAUUCAGGCGCUGGAGGAGCACAAGAGCCUCGUAUCGCAAGCGUGGUCCAACUUGUACCAUGGCAAGUCAGCUGAAACUAGUGCGGGUCUCAUUUCGGGGCUGCAGAACACGCUCACGGCGCUCAACGUGCUCGCAACGCACCUCUCGCGACACCCAGGCGACGCGCCCAACCCGCUCUCGUUUGUCGCACUCCACCACGCAGUCGUCAUGGUCAUCGUGUCGAUUUUGCUGUUGCAAGCGAUGGCGAAGGCACCGUCGACGCCGUUCUCGCCAAUGGAGCUUCAAGUGCUGCAGAGCGGGUGCCACAUUGUGCUUUCGUCGCUCGACGCGACGAUGCAUCCGACACGACACGACGCUGCGAUUGGAAAGUGCGUCGGGUUCUACAACGCGCUGAGCGGCUGGAGCAGCCAUGCGCUCGUGCCGCCCGACGUGCAGAACAUGCUGAGCACGAUCCAGACGUUCUUCCUCUCGUCGCUCUAUUUGCACGACGCCAACGGAGCCUUGCAGCCAAACACGACAUGUCGCCCGCUCUUUGCAAUGCUGAGCACGUCGCAGCCCAAGCAGCACUUUACGCCGCUGCCGAUCAUGCUCACACAGGAGCUUUGGAAGCUCCAGACGUGCCAGACUGCGUACGAGAAGCAGGUCAAGAAACUCAUGAAGGGUGCGGUCGCCGCGUCGUCGCCGCCACCGGAACCGACCAAGCCACAUGAGAACCCGGGCGCGAUCCCCAAGUACCCGCCGACGGCGCAGCCCAACGGUGUACCGCCGGCGAAUCCGAGCCCGGACGAUGUGGUCGUGAGCUUCACCCACGGGCCGCUCGGCAUCAUCAUCCAGCAGGAAGUCGACUCAAUCAUGGUGUCGUCGUUUUCGUCGGAUCCGCAAGGCCAAGCGGUCAAGAGCGGCGUCGUCAACAUCGGGGACAUGAUCGUCGCCGUCAACCACGAGCCGAUCUCCGUCAUCGGUAUUGAAGGUUUCAAGCAGGCCGUGACGUCCGGCAUCCGGCCGCUCUUGAUCACGUUCCGACGCCAAUCCAACGCGGCACCGCCGGCCAAAGCACCGGCCACGAACACGACGCCGGCGCCUGAGACAUCGGACCCCAGCAAACUGCCACUGCCCAUGGAGUCCGCCUUUGGCUCGCUUUUUGACGCGCAAGGCCAGGGGUAUCUUAACGGUGCGCCGCCAAUGGGGUACUUUGCGGCGCCCAACACGGAGUUUGCCGACUUUACACCUGCGCCGAUGCUCAACGCGAUGAUGUACAACCAAGGUAUGUACCCGACGCCCGACCCGACGGCGAUGUGGGCAGCCACCGAUCCGACGGCCAUGUAUGCAGCCACGAACGGCGCGACGACGGCGGCACCGAACAACAUGUACUACAACAUGUACGCCGCCCCGUUCCCGGGGUUUGAGAUGCAGGCGCAAGGGGCCGAGUUCCACCCGUCCUCGGCGUUUUUUGACCCUCAGUUUUACAACCCACAAGCGUUCCGGUCGGGGCCGCCAGGCGUCGACUUUGUUGCUAACACGGGAUCGGCCAAGAAACCGCCCGUGAAGAAGACAGAGUCGACGCAUCUCGCAAGCCUGAGCGGACGUCGAUCGUCGCGCGUCUCCAAGAAACCCGACUCAGCUUUUGCUGCGAAUGCCUCGCUGCCCUUGUCGACCGCGCAGUACGUCGCCGGUGCCGGCUACCAAGGCGAGUGGGCCACCGACAGUGUCCCCGGUCUCCAAAAAGUCGAGGGUGACGGGCACCUGGUCGCACUCUUGAAGGCGCAGCUGCUUGCGAUCGAGGCUGCGCUCCCACGCGACGCCUUCCGCGACGGCAAGUGGACGACGCCGCUGCGCGUGGCGUGGGCUGAAAUGAUCGUGCGCGGCAAUGGCGCCAAGUCACUCCUCGAAGCCGCGUUCGUGCUUGAGUGCCACGUUGACAGCGAGUUUCUCGACGCGCAGUGGAAGGCGCAGCCGCUUUUGACGCCCAAGGCGAUGUUGUCGACCGCCACGCUGGCGUCGGCUGCAAUGCGCAUCCACGCACUCGACGACGCGCUCUCGUAUGUCAAGCCGAUGAAGAAGCCGGUGCCGAAGCGCAAGGCGGCACCGGUGCCCAUGCUGCCGCCGCGGCCGUCGUCGGCGGCGGUAUACGCUGGCAUGCCGACCUGUCCAGAGCUGCUCGCGCUAAGUCCCGCCGUGGCCACCCAGGCUCGCAACCGCAUGCAAGCCAGUCUUGCCCUCCCAGCGACCACCGACGUCUAUCAAAAGACGAUGCAAGAUCUGCGGGCCAUGACGCAGCUACCGGACGCUGCACUGCAAAAGUGGUAUGCACAGUGCCGUGAGGCCCAGCAGUCGUCUGUUAGUGCAAGCAGCAGUGCAGCGCCCGUGUCGGCGGCCACAGACGACCUCAAGCGCAAGUUGCCGUCUGCCGUGUCGUCGUCGACGUCAGGGUCGGUCACGAACGUGGCGAUGAAAAAGGCCAAGCUACGCGGUCGGAAACCAAAGAACCUCGAGUACCGGUUUGUUAUGGAGUCGGGUCACUACGGCAUCCCACCGGCGGUCGCCAAUGACCCAAAGCUACCGGAGCGGCUCCAGCUCCUCCUCGAGACGCUCAAGAAAACCCGGUCGCGGUCCCGUUCUUGCAGCCCGUUGACGCGGCUGUCGUGCCGACGUAUGCCUCGGUGAUUGCCUGCCCGAUGGACCUGCACACGAUCGAGACCAAGCUGCGACAAGGCGCGUACGCCGGCCAGUACGGCAACUUGUGCCUGGACAUGGACCGCAUUUGGACCAACUGCUUUACGUUCAACACACGCCAAGCUGAGCUCUCGUCGAUGGCCCGUCGGCUCCGGUCCGUCUUUCAUCGGCUGUUUGAGGCGUGGGUGCAGAAGACGCCGCCAGGAACGCCUGCGGCCGCGCUACCGAGCGAAGAGCAGUGCCGGAGCUGCAAGCGCGACGAGCGCAGCACGGAGCUUUUGCUCUGCGACUCGUGCGACGCGGCGUACCACACGUUUUGCAUCGGCCUCGCCGAGAUCCCGUCUGGCAACUGGUACUGCGGCAGCUGCGUCGAGAACCGCGAGCUGCACUGAAAAGGCUUAUAGGAGUAGGAGUAAUUGGCCAGACCACAUAAUCGUAUAUUAACCACCGUAGUAGCACAAAAGAUGCUUCGCGUACAGCCUUGCCUUGCAUGUCUGCGCAGCUGGUAGC